AUGACGGAAGAUCGAGUUGCCGAACAGACCCUAAGCAAGAGCUUGCAGCAGAUAAAGGGCUUACUAUACGGCGAUGGAGAACCCGUGCCCGAACUUCUCGCCCAGCUCGCGCAGGAAGUGUACAGCACCGAUCUGCUCUACCUCCUCGUCACUCACAUUGCCAAAUUCGACUUCGAAUCCCGCAAAGACGUCGUUCAGAUAUUCAACAACCUCCUUCGACGCCAGAUCGGCUCGCGCUGGCCCACCGUCGAGUACAUCUCGGGAAAGCGCGAGGUCUUGUUUGCCGCGUUGGCUGGAUACGAGAACGAGGAUAUUGCGCUGAACACAGGCAUGAUCUUGAGGGAGAUGUUGAGGCACGAGGGGUUGUGCAAGAUCUUGCUGUACUCGGAUCAGUUCUACAAGUUCCCGCAUUACAUUGAAACAACUACGUUCGGGAUCUCAACGGACGCGUAUACGAGUUUGAAGGACACAAUCACGAGACAUAAGCCCAUGGUUGCGGAGUACUUGGACAAGAACUACGACCGCUUCUUUGAAUCAUACACGGCACUCAUCAAGUCCAGCAACUACGUAACCAAACGUCAGUCCCUCAAACUAGUUGGCGAGAUCUUGCUCGACCGCGCCAACUUCGCCGUCAUGACCCGCUACAUCGCCAACGACGAUAACUUGAAGAUGAUGAUGAACUUGCUGCGCGAUAAGAGCAAGAACAUCCAGUUCGAAGCGUUUCAUGUGUUCAAGGUGUUUGUGGCGAACCCGAAGAAGCCACCACAAAUCGAGAGCAUUCUACGGCGAAACAAGGAGAAGCUAUUAGUCUUCUUGAAGGACUUCCACAACGACAAGGACGAUGAACAGUUCACGGACGAGAAGCAGUUCUUGAUCGUCCAGAUUCAGAACUUAUGA
Peniophora sp. CBMAI 1063 is the source of this 897-nucleotide messenger RNA. Lineage: Eukaryota; Fungi; Basidiomycota; Agaricomycetes; Russulales; Peniophoraceae. The record is from the annotation of a GenBank genome assembly.